UAACAUUAACAAAUCAAAUUUAUGUUUUUUCAAAUAUAUUGUGAACUAGACUUCGACUAGUACAAAACAGAAGUUUCGUGCCAACGAUUCUGACUUAAGUCAAAGAGUUACAGUUAAUCAACUUUUUGUGGUUCUCAGAGAUUAUAUAACACCAUUGCUUCAGCUAGGUAGGUGAUCGGUUGACCAAAAAAAAAAAGCUAGAUGACAACACCAUGCGCUGCAUGCAAGUACCUAAGGAGAAAGUGCACACAAGCCUGCGUGUUUGCGCCUUACUUCCCUCCUAACAAACAGGAAGAUUACACAGCGAUCCACAAGGUAUUCGGAGCAAGCCAAGUGGCUAAAAUUCUCAACGACCUUCACCCAAGCCAGAGACAAGACGCCGUGACCUCUCUCGUUUACGAGGCACAAACUCUUCUCCUUGACCCGGUCCAUGGCUGUUCUCUUCAGAUUUGCAACCUCCAACGUCAGCUUAAAGACCUUCAGGACCAAGUUCAAAUCGCCAGGAACGAUCUGGCCUCUUACAAUAAUAUCGUCCCAUCGCUUGACCUUCAGGACCAAGUUCAAAUCGCCAGGAACGAUCUGGCCCCUUACAAUAAUAUCGUCCCACCGCUUGACCUUCAGGACCAAGUUCAAAUCGCCAGGAACGAUCUGGCCCCUUACAAUAAUAUCGUCCCACCGCUUGACCUACCUCCUCCGAUUACGUAUCAGCAAAACAUUCACAACCCUAUGUUGAUGCCUGUUGUAUCUAAUUAUGGUGGUCAGUUAACCUCUCAACAGUUAAAUGAAGAGGCUCAUCGGGUUGAAUCUGAAAAAAGCGCUCAAGUGAAGCAAAUGCAGCAAAACGCAGCACAGUCAAAGAGAGAUGACUGUCCAUGACCAAAGAUAGCCUCAAAGAUAUCAUGUAAAUAGUUUUGAUUAUUUUUAAAAAUUGUUAAUAGACACUUCAUGGUUCUGGACAACUGUGGUCUCUCUAAUAUUCUAAUAGAAGAUGGGUUUUUUUGUGUGUGCAU
Messenger RNA from Raphanus sativus (radish), 1010 nucleotides. Its product is annotated as LOB domain-containing protein 28. The record is from RefSeq and is a predicted model, not a curated record. The coding region runs from base 202 to 876 and encodes 224 amino acids. NCBI's taxonomy places the organism in Eukaryota, Viridiplantae, Streptophyta, Magnoliopsida, Brassicales, Brassicaceae. The transcript has 3 exons.